Molecule: messenger RNA, 902 nt
Organism: Cyphomyrmex costatus
Lineage: Eukaryota; Metazoa; Arthropoda; Insecta; Hymenoptera; Formicidae
Product: guanylate kinase
Exons: 5
Coding region: 122-730 (202 amino acids)
Biological process (GO): purine nucleotide metabolic process
Cellular component (GO): cytosol
Molecular function (GO): GMP kinase activity
Source: RefSeq, a predicted model, not a curated record
UACGUCAAUACUAAUAUUGGUUGACCAGACGGUUAAAUUUUAUUGUAUUAUAUUGCUUAUACACAUAACACUACGUUCAUUUGCUCCUGUAUAUAUAUAGAGUGCCAAAGGCUAUUGCAGUAUGAUUCACAAAGGACCGCGUCCAUUGGUACUCUGUGGCCCCUCGGGCUCUGGAAAAAGUACUCUAAUAAAACAAUUAUUUGAUGAAUUUCCCGAUACUUUCAAAUUUUCGGUGUCUCAUACAACUAGAAUGCCACGGCCUGGUGAAGAAGAAGGUGUUCACUAUUAUUUCACAGAUAAAGAAAAAAUGCAAAAGCAAAUAGAAAAUAGAGAGUUUAUUGAAACUGCUGUAUUUAGUGGGAAUCUAUAUGGAACAAGCAAACAAGCGGUUGAAGAUGUACAACGUUUAGGAAAGAUAUGUGUAUUAGAUAUUGAUAUAGAAGGUGUGAAACAAAUAAAACGCAUUGAUCUCAAUCCCUUUUACGUAUUCAUAAAACCACCAUCUAUUGUGGAAUUGGAGCAACGAUUAAAAGCUAGAAACACAGAAACUGAAGAAUCUUUGAAACAUAGAUUAUUGACUGCCAAAUCUGAAUUAGAAUAUGGUGAAACACCUGGUAACUUUGACGUUGUCAUAGAAAAUGAUAAUUUGGAAAAAGCAUAUGAGAUUUUACGCAAUUUUAUAUUGUCCAAUUAUAAUCCGCAUUGCCGUACAGACGAGACAACAAGCUAAUAGUCAAGAAUUGAAAUCUAAUGGAUCCUUGGAUAUGACUCAUCUGGACACGAAUAAUGAAUUGUUUCCAACAACAUUACUGUUUCAGAUGUAUCUGAUAAACACAUAAUUGAAAGUUGUGUAUACACAUACACACACAUAAAUUUUGCGAGUUGAAACUGAAGCUAAUCUA